Molecule: messenger RNA, 1006 nt
Organism: Cynara cardunculus var. scolymus (artichoke)
Lineage: Eukaryota; Viridiplantae; Streptophyta; Magnoliopsida; Asterales; Asteraceae
Product: NAC domain-containing protein 22-like
Exons: 3
Coding region: 108-938 (276 amino acids)
Biological process (GO): regulation of DNA-templated transcription
Molecular function (GO): DNA binding
Source: RefSeq, a predicted model, not a curated record
ACCUCACAAAUUCCACAAAGACUUCGAAGUCAAUUGUACCCCUUUUUUCACUUUGUAUUUAUUCAAGUAAGAACGAUGGAUAUCCUAUUCGCAGAUAAAGUUCCUCCAUGGAUAUCGAACAGGUAGAGAAGGAGACUCGGCUCGAGCUCCAAUUACCCGGCUUCCGAUUUCACCCAACCGAAGAAGAACUGCUCGAUUUUUAUCUCAAGAAGAUGGUUUUGGGGAAGAAUACGUGUUUUCAAAUCAUAGGCGUUCUCAACAUCUAUCUUUACGAUCCUUGGAUUUUGCCAGAAUUGUCGAAGGUUGGGGAAAGAGAAUGGUAUUUCUUUGUGCCUAGAAAUAGAAAGCAUGGGAGUGGAGGGAGACCGAACCGAACCACAAAAAACGGGUUUUGGAAGGCAACGGGGUCGGAUCGUAAAAUAUUCUCUUUAUACGACACCAAAAAGCAUCUUGGGUUGAAGAAGACUUUGGUGUUCUACAAGGGCCGGGCACCGGGAGGGAGUAAAACGGAUUGGGUCAUGAGUGAGUAUCGGCUACCUGAUUCUUUCCCAUUACCAAAGGACAUAGUGUUGUGCAAAAUAUACAGAAAGGCAACUUCCAUGAAAAUAUUGGAGCAAAGGGCAGCCAUGGAAGAAGAAGCGCAUCCUCCGCCAUCUCCAAGCUCCACCACUAGUCAACGCCUUGACUUAUUUGCACUACCACCAGCACCAUUGGAACCAACCCAUCUGCCAUCCACCGACGACGACUUCUUCUUGGAGGAAAACACCGAUCGGAAACUGAUGCUAAAACUGCCGGAAGGGGCAGAUAACUUAUCGGAGCUCCGGUUGCCGAGAAGUAACACAGACUGGAACCCAGAUUCACAGUUACGUAGCCCAUGGCUACACAAUCUCAUCUUCACCCCUCCUCCCUAUGCCAAUAUACUUAAUUUCUUCGAUUGAUAUCUAUGUUUUACGGUUUUAACAUCUGUUUGUGACGAUAUUUAUAUAUAGUUUCAGAAUUAGAAUGU